AUGUCUUAUCCCGGAUACAAUUUUUCCUCUCAGCAUCAGGGACCUGGGCGAAGCCAAACCUCCAAUUCCUCUUACACCGCGAGACAGCCUGCCUCGAACAACCCGUCGUCUGCUGCCCCGAUCUCGAGCUGGCAUAACGCAGAGCCCGUAUACUCCCAGUAUGGAUGGCAAGGGCAGAAUUCUUCUCUAAACAGGCAGCCGUCCAACUCUUCAAACACUGGAAACAGUUACUCAGCCAGCAAUGAACCUCAUAAACGUCCCCAGGCUUAUUCCCAGUCAACCCCGUACCAGAGCUCGCAAUCAGCCCUGGAUCAGCCACGCAUGUCGCUUGGUCCUUCUACAGAUAAUCCAUAUAAUAACGCAAGAGUUGGGUCAGGCACUCCGAGCCAAACGGACUCUUCCGUCAACACGAAUCUUUACUAUCACCAAAAAGCUCAGAUUCGAAUCCCUUCCUCAGAUGCAGCGCCAUCUUAUCAACCGAGUCAGUCCUCCUUAGAUCCCAUGGAUCGUCCAAGUUAUGCGCAACGGUCAAGAACGGCUGCUGCAAGUGCUAUGACAGCUCUAUCUUCCUCCGUCCCCAAUAAACGCUUUUCACCACAUGCUCCAAUCGCGUCGUCGACAGUAUACUCCAGUCAGUCUCACACCUACAUCCCAACUGUUCCUGAUACAUCCCCGGCGAACAACAGGAGUCCGCCCAAGUAUUCAUCUAAUCCAGGGUUGGGGACGCGUCAAACAGUUACCCAUCAGGCCUCAAAUACAACGCAACCUCCUGCAGUCCAUAUAGGACAGGGACAAGAUACUUCUCAUCCACCGCCCCAAACACCAUAUCAUUCCCCAAUCCCCCCCUCUCAACGAUCCCGGAGUAUGCUUCCGCAAGACCUCACGCCUUCUGGCCGGACAAGCCGGUCAGCCGCCACAGCUCCACCGCCCAGUCAUGGCCCCGCGCAUAAUACUACACAGUCAGAACCGGCUUAUUCAUCAAAUAUUAAAGGAUCACAGUCAACUAUUACGCGCGACGAUAGUGCUAUGCACCAGUAUUCCAACCCAGAAACUCGGAACCAACACACACAGAGUGAUAACCUUGGAACGGAAAGGAGCGGCGCCGUCCCUACUCAAUCUCCUUUGCAAUCGUCACUACCAACCUUUGUGGACCCUAGCAAAAUAUAUGAUCCUUAUCAUGAUUAUGAGCGAGCGCGCGCAGCGUACAAUCAAAGCACCCAGACUCGACAGCCGGCCCAAGCUACACCAGCAGAGUCGUCUCAAAAUACAACUGUUAAACAGGCACUUGUUGCAGCCCUAGCUAGCAACUCGUCACAGUCUCCAUUGCAAACUGGAAAAGAAGAAACGGCACCAGUCGUGCAAGAUGCUAGCAAUCCCACGACAGGUCCACAAGGCCGUGGUAUCAAGAAAGUAAACAAUUCCAAUAAACCUGGUCCAAAGCGGAAACGACCAUUGCCUCCAAGUUCAACAUCAAUGGAACAUGAGAAUAGAAAAGGGGCACAAGAAAAGCCAAAGAAUACUCCCAAGAAGAGGGGCCGGCCUCGUAAAGCACUUUCUAACGCUGUAACUAAAGAAGUGCAAAUUAAUCCUCCUCAGACUACUGCAGAUCCCAAUCCACAUUCUCUCGAUGCAGAGCCUUCUCUAGGGAGCUCUAUGGAAGAAUCUAUGGCUUCAGAAAUGAGGCUGAUGAUUGAAAAGAUGAGGGAAUGGAGGUCUAAAGACCCUUCAUUAUUUGCAAAACUGUGGGAGGAUGUGAAGAAGGCGCCUGUUUCAGCAAACAGUCAAUCCCCUUCCAAUUUUCAGGCACCUGCUACCCAACCCGUAUCAAAACCAAACGAAACGGUAGCGGUGAGUGACAAACCACCUGUCCAGACUUCAGUGGGGCCGCAAGCAGCUGUUGCAGACACGGAAAACCUGUCGGACCUUGGAAAUUUUCCAGCUGCACGAAGGAAACGGACAGCCAAAGCGCGCCUCACCAGUAGCGACAUUGUUGCUGAAGAUGCGGCCAGAAUAGCUUCUAGCAAAGCCACUAGCGAGACUGUCGUCGAGGUCACCCAGAAGGAUGAACCCGUCCAAUCCACCGCCACUCCUGCUGCCGUAUCAGAGGAAGUGCAGAAAGCGCCAGGAAGUACUCAAGCAGAUCCACAGCCUCAAUCCGCGCCAAAGGUGGCCAAAAAAUCAAACAUUUGGCCACUCUCAAAACGCCAAGCACUUGCAGAAGCAGCAUGCAGUUACAUCACAGGCCACUUGAUUAACCAGGACCCAUCAUACACUCAACUUUGCGAGAUGGUUGAACAGAAAGGAUUCUCUAUCAACCGUGUUCACUUUGCGAAGCACCUUCUCAAGGCAGUCCCAGACCUGGCAGGUGGCUCCCAACCGAAGACUACAGGGCCUACCGCUGCAGGCCAACAUCCACCUCCUGCAGGGCGCUCCAAGACCAGCUUUCACACCUUUUGUGGCGCCACUAGCCACCCACCAUUGCUAGCACAAAAUUUACCGGCAAUGCCUCCCCCGGCAAUCCACCCAGGCAACAGGGCUCAAAUGGCUCCUCCACCUAUGUUUCCCCAGCUUGCGGGUUCUCCAGCGCCACUACACCAGAACGCACCUGCCACAUCCCAGGGCCCAAACCGACCGGACCUCUUCCAGAAUCCAUCAACGGGCGCACCACACACCACAACCCUCUUAACUCUCCCUCAGCCACCUCAAAUGGUUAACCUACCGCCGCCAAACUCUUCUACAACUCCGCUCCCUCUAGCAGCUCUGGCCCCAGACGCUGGACCCCAUUCUAGAUUAUUCCCUCCUCUUCCACCCGUCACGAGACUCAUUCCUUUCCCACCUAAAGGACAAAAUCCAUCCAGCAACGGCCCUCGACCCAACUUGUCAAAAAUGGUAUUCUACCAAGCACCAGCCGGGCAAGCACCGCCAAAUCGGCAUAUUACAUUCUCGUCUUUUAAUUCUAACCGAUCCUUAGCCAACAAUAAACCUAAGCCGCGAACAAUCGUUCCUAUACCGCACACUCAGGAGCCACCCCCGGGGUCGAAAGAAGCACAAGCGAAAAAGCGCAAGUUUUCUGAAAUUGUGGACCUGGCGCAAGCAUCGAGUGAUGAAGAUAUGGCAGAUGUCGAACUCACUAGCAAAAUGCCCUUUUCGGAUGACCCCAAAACCGCAGCUCCCAGCAGCCCAGCAACGGCUCCAUUACCAACUAUGGAUUUGUCCCAAGUUCAAGCUCGUUGA
This is a messenger RNA of Uncinocarpus reesii 1704, 3234 nucleotides long. RefSeq lists its product as uncharacterized. Lineage: Eukaryota; Fungi; Ascomycota; Eurotiomycetes; Onygenales; Onygenaceae. Bases 1 to 3234 code for a protein of 1077 amino acids. The record is from RefSeq and is a predicted model, not a curated record. The transcript is spliced from 5 exons.